This is a messenger RNA of Sycon ciliatum, 4359 nucleotides long. RefSeq names its product alpha-actinin-4-like. Gene Ontology annotation, molecular function: actin filament binding. The transcript has 2 exons. Lineage: Eukaryota; Metazoa; Porifera; Calcarea; Leucosolenida; Sycettidae. The record is from RefSeq and is a predicted model, not a curated record. Bases 514 to 3597 code for a protein of 1027 amino acids. Gene Ontology annotation, biological process: actin cytoskeleton organization. Gene Ontology annotation, cellular component: cell junction; cell projection; cortical actin cytoskeleton.
CGGCAGCUCAGGGAUAGGCUCGCACUUAUGGCUAUGCGCUGUUUGUUGUAUGCCCGCCGAGCUUGCAAGGACACCGCAUGCAGGAGAGUAGCGUGGAAAGACUCGAGAGUGGGCAAGCGCUAGCGCGAGGGACGGCGAUACACAACGACCCGAUGUCUGACAUGAUGUUCAUCGUGCUCAGAACUGGGGACACGGCACAAUACAUCUGCUGAGAAGCUGGACGACGGUCGAGACAGACUCUUCUCAUUGUGCCGAGCUUCCACACUGAAAGUGAGAAGGAAGGAUAAUCGCAGUGCGAUAGCGCAUCAGCGAAAUUUCAGCAGCAGAGCUCAGCGGUCGUAAUUAUUAUUCCCCCACUGUGCUCUACUGCCUCUAGGAGUAUUACUGACUACACUUCUCUAAUUCGUUUUGUGACUGACGGCUCCGUUGAGUCAUAGGAACGCCAGGGACCGUUAGCAGUCCCCACAGGACUCGCUGAAUUAAUUAUUUGGAAGGCCCAGAGGAAGACAGAGGAUGGCUGCGAAGGCUGGCGACGAUGAGGAACUGUUGCGCGAGCCAAGUCCCAAGGAGCUCCGUUCCGGUCGUCGCACGACAUCAGCCAAGGUUGAACUGGCGGUCGCCACAACGAACGCACAAAAGAAGACAUUCACGCGCUGGCUGAAUGCCCAGCUGGUACGGGGCAGGGCGGACGUGAAAGUGGACGACCUGUUCAAGGACCUGCGCAGCGGUGUGAUCCUGCAGCGGAUGGUUGGUGUGCUGUAUCCGGGAGUCAAGCUGCACCGGGAAAAGGGCAAAGGCAAAAUGCACCGCAUCUCCAAUCUGAACACUGUGUUGCAGUACCUGCGCAAGGAAGCCAAAAUGAAGCUGAUCAAUAUUGAUGCGGAGGACCUGUUCGAAGGUAAGGAGAAUUUGACACUCGGCCUGAUCUGGAUGAUCAUUCAACAUCACCAGCAGAAGGGUGGUUCGGCGAGCGGGAGCCUGAAAAAGUCACUGUUGGAGUGGUGCAAGAACUGCACUGGCGGUUACAGUGGCGUGAACGUCACCGACUUGGCCAAGUCCUGGAGAGAUGGCCUGGCGUUCAACGCUCUGCUGCACCACCACAAGCCGGACGUCGUCGACUUUGACUCCCUCGGCCAGAGCGACGCCAACGAGAACCUGCGCAGCGCAUUCGAGCUCGGCGAGAAACACUUCAACAUCCCGCAGCUGCUCGACCCGGAGGAUGUCAAUGUCGAGUCGCCGGACGAGAAGUCCAUCAUCACAUACCUGCUCGACGUGCGGAACGAGCUCGAGCCUCUCAAAGUGUCCGGCAGUGCUGCUCCGCCGGCUGAGCCGGUUGCUGAGCCGGUUGCUGAGCCGGUUGCUGAGCCGGUUGCUGAGCCUGUUGUUGAGCUGGUUGUUGAGCAGAAUGACUCGGAACAGCAGCAACAGGAACCACAGCAGGAAUCGCAACCGCCAGCGGUAGACUCCGGUAAUGCCGAGCUGCUUGCCUGGAUUGAGGAGCAGAAGCGUCUUGUUGCGCAGCUCGACGGAGAGAUCCCGUUCAACGACGUCCAGGCACUGAAGACGGCGCUGGACAGUGCUGGAGAUGUCCAAAGUGCAGCCCGUGCGAAAGAGGACAGCGUUGACGCUACUAACUCCGAUACACUAUCGGCGGAAUACCGCACUCUGUUGAGCGAUAUUGACAACCAUCUGGCCUCUCUGCGAGCCGCACUUGCAAGUGCCAACAAGCAUUUGGCAACGAAAGCCUCGAUUAGCGGCAGCACCGACGAUCUCGUGGAGUGGGCUCGUCAGAGAAAUCGCGUGUUUGAGAAGGUGAAUGACUUGCCAAACAGCUGGAGUGAGCUGUGUAGGCUGAAGGCCGAACUUGAGAAGCAUGUGAGCGAGGACAGGCCGAGCAAGGAGAGCAAGAAGACGGAUGUGUGCAGUCAAGUUGAAGAUCUAGUGUCAUCACUGGCGGCCACGGCAAACAGCCAGGAGCUGGUGCAUGCCGUGCGCGGUGACCAGGAGCGCCUGGAGAAUGCCUGGCAGGACAUGGCGCGCCAGCAGCCUGCCUACGCGGCUGCCCUGGACAAGCGCAUGGCGGCCCUUCGCCAGAGCGCCAUCACGACCAUGGACGGUGCUUGUGCUGCAUUCAACACUGCGGUCGACGAGCACAUUGAAUCAUUGAAUGUGGACGGCAUGACUGGAGAGGCGGAUGAAGUGCAGAAACGCAAAGCCAAAUUCGAGGCACAAGCAGCGGAGAUGCUACCUGCUCUGGAGCGGCAACGCUGCCAAGUGCAAAAUCAAGCCAAAGAGUAUGGCCAGGAAGGCACGCUGGAGAGUCCAAGCGUUUCCCAGUACCACGAGAAUGCAGACGCUGCGUGGAGGCGCCUCAAGGAGAAGCGUGCACUCUGCCUGGCCCAUCUGGACGAGCGCCUUUCGCGACAAAGCGAGAACCGGCAUUCUCUGGAGGCGUGGGUUGCUCAGAAGCAAGCCAGCUUCCAAGCAGACGACGUGGAGAAGCUGAGGCGUGCAGAGUUGGAAGACCGUCUCCAUGGAUUCGACGGUGCGUACCUCAUCCAGGAAUUGCCGCCGCGACAAAGCCAGUAUGCUGAAUUGGCGGAGAAGCCUGGCUCGCCAUUGGCCAGCCAAUGGGAAGAGCUGCAGCGGAAGCAGACAGCAUAUCGUGCUGCUAUUGUUGCUGCUCUCGAUGAGCGAAAGCGUGUCAUCGCCGAACUAGCAAACUGGACCGAGUCAAACAAAGCAUGUUACAGUGUCCGUCAGUUUCCGUCUGACCGCGCAGCACUGGAGCAGCUACAGUCCGACGCCGAGCUGUUCGGCGUCGCCGACGUGCCGCGAAUGGACCAGAAGUUAGCUAAUCUUGCUGGCGUGUGCCGGCCCGAUGCUGAGGACCUGAUGGAAGCCUGGACGCGCCUCGUGGACGGUGUUUAUCAGGAGUACAAGGCCGAACUGGCGCGCAGGAUACAGUCGCUCGACGAUGCCGAGGCACUGCAGAAGUGGUCCAACAGCCAGCGCAUCAAGUUCCGCCAGGCAGUGUCCGGCAACAGUCACGAGGAGCUGCAGAUGCUUGUCGCCGAGCUGGACAGGCACGAGCAAGGCGAGCUGCAGGAGAAGACACAGCUCAAGGAAACGAUGCCCGCUGGCUUGCCAGAGAGUGAGCCGCCGUUUGCAAAGCUCACGGAUAUGUGGCGUGACAUGGAGCAGGCACGUGCUGACUAUCGCCGCUCUCUCAUGAACGAGCUGGAGAGAACGUCCAAUGCAGCAGCAGCAGCAGCAGCAACAGCAGGCCAGAGUGACAAGUUUGAUGGAGGCAGCAGCCCUGCCAUGGAGCCGAUUCUGCCACCGGCCGCUAUGCGCGACGCCGACGCCACCAGGCCAUCAUCUCCACCGGCUUCACUAGCACCGUCCAGCGGCGACGGUGGUGGCGGCCACGAGGACUCCGGCGAACAGGACCUUGCCAGCGGCGAAACGACGCCACUGAUUUCCAGCCCGCCGGGCAGCCCUGUACGCCGAUCGUCGUCGUCCGACAAGCCAGCCGGCAAGAGGACGAACGAAGAUGCCUGCUGCUCCUGUUGCCCCUGCUGUACCAUUAUGUGACCGGUGUGAAGUCCUACGGCCGGGAACGGGCCUCGGUAACGCAUGAAGUCCAACGGGCCUUUGAAAUUGAGGUUUUGCUGAAUGGUACUUUGGAUGAUGUCACCGGGAGAACUAUGAGUCAUAUCACGGUGUAGUCACGACCUAAUGGUUAUGACCGUGCCGCCGGGUGACUGGCAAGCUAAGUUAACAUUACAUGACGGCAUUUCGCUUGCCCCUCGUCCAUGCCAGUUGUAUCUGCCAGCAUCCUGCUUCGUAUGCCCAAUCUGGUAUUGUGGUACAGCCUGGGAAAACAGCAGCAGCAGCAGCAGCAAUAGCAGUACAUGUAUCAGAUUCUGUAACUAGCGAGUGAACAAGCACAGUUGCAGCUUUGCUUAUCUAAGUUGCUAGGCUGUGGCAUAGGCAGCGCAUUUUGGUAUUAAUUCCAUUCACCGCUCCGCCUUUUUCAAAGUGUCAUUCCCACCGAGCCGAAUCCCACGGUUCACGUACCCGCACACAGUGCAAUGUCAUCAUCCUGACCUCUGGCUUCAAUGCGCUGCUGGUCUUCGGGUCAGGGUGGUUUUACUGAUACCUGGUGUUCGCUUGUCAUCAAGUUUCCUUGCGUCGCUUUUCACUGUGCACACUCUUGUGUACGUGAUUGUUACACUUCUUAUAGUGAUCACAUUUUUUAUUUGAUUUUUAUUACUCUUUUUAAUGAUAACAAAACUGAUUAUUUCCCUAUCAAAUCAACAUUCUAAAGCCGCUCGCAGUACCGGUAUGAUCUAA